AAACAGAAUUGAACAUUAAAGAGAACAUUUAAACAUUGAACUUUGGAAUUGGAAUCGGGAGGGAUCAAGGGAAAAGAAACAGAGUGAGAGGGGCAUCUUUCAUAUUUUAUAUUGUUCAUUAUUGAAGUAAAAGCAAUGUAUUUACAAGAUUGCAUUUUUAUCUUAUUUUCUGUGUAUUUCAGUUUUAAUUUAAUAACAUGUUAUGAAGUUAGCGAAGGAAAUAGUCAUGACUUAUAUGAAAUCGAAGGAAAGGUGUUUCCUCAAGAAAGUUUAGUACCUAACCCCAACUGGAUUAUUGAUACUAAAGUUAUGACAAAAGGAGGGUAUCACAUGGGAUUUUUGAGAGAGGAUGGCAGUUUUGCAAUACACAAUGUUCCAUCAGGUUCGUACGUUGUUGAAGUGAUCAGUCCGAAUUACACCUAUGAACCAGUAAGAGUGGAGAUAAAUUCCAAAGGAAAGCUACGAGCAAGGAAAGUCAAUUACAUUCAAACAUCACAAGUUGUACCAGUUCCCUAUCCGCUCAAGUUGAAGCCACUGGGUCCCACGCGAUACUUCUACACUCGAGAACAGUGGAGGGCAACAGAUUUCCUGUUCAACCCAAUGGUAUUGAUGAUGGUUCUUCCCCUUCUCCUCAUCAUGGUGCUGCCAAGAAUGAUGAAUGAUCCUGAAACUAGAAAGGAAAUGGAGCAGCUCAAUAAUCUGACCAAAUAUGACAUGCCGGAGAUGUCAGAAGUCAUAACAUCGUUUUUUGGGGGAGCUGACAAACAAAAACCAAAAUCUAUCAAGUCUGCGAAGAAAUCAAAGCAGAGUUCAUCAUAGUAAUUACUAGGGACAACAAAUUAUUGUUUAAUUAAUGUUUAUUGUUGUAAGUAAUAAAUAAUUGUAAAUUUAUUUCUAUUAAAUUUGUAAAUAUUAUAUAAAGAAGACAAGAAAUUUAAAUGACAAAGAGCAAUUAGUUAUUGUUAUUUAUUUGAUUUUGUUAAUAUAUUUAAAGAAAUUAGUGAAGGUGGAGUUAUUCUUGUUCUUCCUAUGAUUCUCCAUUUAAGGCAAUUUGUAACCCUCUGUUAAAAUCAAAUUUAAUUUGAUCUAUUGAAUAAGAGAUAUUUAAAAAAUUAAAGUUAAUUUCAAAAUCAGA
Molecule: messenger RNA, 1135 nt
Organism: Homalodisca vitripennis (glassy-winged sharpshooter)
Lineage: Eukaryota; Metazoa; Arthropoda; Insecta; Hemiptera; Cicadellidae
Gene: EMC7
Product: ER membrane protein complex subunit 7
Exons: 4
Coding region: 136-819 (227 amino acids)
Cellular component (GO): EMC complex
Molecular function (GO): carbohydrate binding
Source: RefSeq, a predicted model, not a curated record